AUGCGCUCAGUCACUCGACUGCAGUCUAUACUCGGUUGGAUCGCCUUCGCCAAGAGGCCUCUUCGAAAGGCGGAGCUUCGAUCUGCUCUGGCGUUUGACUACGACGCGCAGGACCUCGAGAUUCAGGAGUUGGCCCCGAACUACCUCUUUGAUAUGUGUGCGCCGCUCAUUGAAGAGCGUAGUGACUCUACCUUUUCUCUCGUUCAUUCCUCAGUAAAGCAGUGA
Molecule: messenger RNA, 225 nt
Organism: Purpureocillium takamizusanense
Lineage: Eukaryota; Fungi; Ascomycota; Sordariomycetes; Hypocreales; Ophiocordycipitaceae
Exons: 1
Coding region: 1-225 (74 amino acids)
Source: RefSeq, a predicted model, not a curated record